AUGGCCAAUUCUAAUUCGUCAAAAUCUUUGAACCAUGAUAUUUUUGAACCAACUGACGAGAAAUAUGACUUAGAUGUUGAUACUCGUGAUUAUUUAGACGAUCCUGAUUAUUUGGAAGAAUUUUACCUUAUGAGUGGUAAUCCAGAAAUCAAUGAAUUUAUUCGAAAGGAUGAUAGAUUAAAAUGGAUACCCUAUGGACAAUUAACCAACAUUGAAUAUCUUGCUUCUAAAUGGAAAUCUCAAGACGUUGUUUUAAAAAGCUUAAAUAACUCUAAAGAUUUAACGGUUAAUAUUUUACGAGAAAUUGCUUAUCAUCAACUGUUUGAUCAUGAACAUGCUGUUAUUUAUGUUGUACAAUGUUAUGGAAUUUCUCGAGACCGCACGACAGGAAAUUGUCUAAUGGUAAUGCAUUAUUUGGAAGGUGACAUAUGUAAUGGACUUCGCUCUAAUUUGGAUGUUGUUAGUGUACCCAAACUUUUAAAAACAUUAAUUAUUAAAUGUUGGGACGAUAAUCCCACACUCUGUCCAACAGCUCAAGAAUUACUUCUUCAUUUCGACAAGUGGUAUUUUGAUUCAGAUCCAGAAUUUCGCCAGCAAUAUCAACAAAUAAAUGUUGCAGAAGAAUCAUUAACAUCUAAUAACCUAACUUACCAAACGCAUCCGCAAGCCAUUUACACCAGUCGACUGCUUUAUUUGAAUUCAAGGGAAACUGAUUUACAUAUUUCCGAAGAACUUGACAUUUAA
Molecule: messenger RNA, 744 nt
Organism: Dentiscutata erythropus
Lineage: Eukaryota; Fungi; Glomeromycota; Glomeromycetes; Diversisporales; Gigasporaceae
Source: the annotation of a GenBank genome assembly